This is a messenger RNA of Apodemus sylvaticus (European woodmouse), 636 nucleotides long. RefSeq names its product epididymal protein 13-like. Bases 1 to 636 code for a protein of 211 amino acids. The record is from RefSeq and is a predicted model, not a curated record. The transcript is spliced from 11 exons. Lineage: Eukaryota; Metazoa; Chordata; Mammalia; Rodentia; Muridae.
AUGGGGAGCUCUGACAUAGCCUCUGGUUCCCCCAUCUCUUUGAAGAUGUAUCCAUUCUGGAGAGGGGAGCUCCAGGGAAUCGAAAACCUCCCUGUUCCAGGAGAUCAGCAGAAUAUGGUCUACAUAACAGCCGAGCAUCGGGCUGAGAUGACCCCUGCUGUUCCUUCCAGUGAGGCAGCUGUGUCUCCCUCAACCCUCACAAGCCCUCUGAGCACUUCACAGCUAAGGAAGCUCUCAUUCUGGCCUGUCAACUCGCAGAGCAUCGGUGUGUCCAGAGGCGCAGGAGGAAGCCUGUGUUUCAGACAAAACAUCAUAUCCUCCUCCACGACGCCUCCCCUGGUAACCAGUCCAGACAACUCAGAAGAAGAAAGUAAGUCCUUGAAAAGGAUCCUUGGUCUGCUGAGCCUCCAAGUACUGAAUGAAGAAACAAGUAACUGCAAAGAAGAAGUGAAGCCUCCACCAGCCACCACCACAGCCAGGGGACUUGUGAGGAGCAGCGGAUGGAACUUUCUGAGGUGUGCCUACAUGGUGAUAACGUUCUUCUUUGUGUCCUACAAUAAAGGAGACUGGUGUUACUGCCACUAUUGUAACCCGGACCUGGAUUUGAGAGAUGACCCCUGCUGUUCCUUCCAGUGA